Molecule: messenger RNA, 1831 nt
Organism: Megalops cyprinoides (Indo-Pacific tarpon)
Lineage: Eukaryota; Metazoa; Chordata; Actinopteri; Elopiformes; Megalopidae
Gene: edem2
Product: ER degradation enhancer, mannosidase alpha-like 2
Exons: 11
Coding region: 80-1801 (573 amino acids)
Biological process (GO): endoplasmic reticulum mannose trimming; mannose trimming involved in glycoprotein ERAD pathway; carbohydrate metabolic process
Cellular component (GO): membrane; endoplasmic reticulum
Molecular function (GO): mannosyl-oligosaccharide 1,2-alpha-mannosidase activity; calcium ion binding
Source: RefSeq, a predicted model, not a curated record
GUCUGGUUGGAGACCGGAAUUUGUUUUGAUGCUGCCCUAAAAUAUUGAGUUUUGCUGUUUGCACUUUUCGCGCAUCUUCAUGCUUACGCACCUGUGCACGACGAUUUUGUGCGUGAUUCAUGUCUUGCCAGUCAUCAACCAUGCGAAAGGAAAAGAAGGUACAGACCAGGAAAUGGCACAGUACAGAGAACGAAUUAAAUCCAUGUUUUAUCACGCAUAUAACAGUUACUUGGAGAAUGCUUUUCCAUAUGAUGAGCUGCGACCUUUGACCUGUGAUGGCCAGGAUACAUGGGGAAGCUUUUCCCUGACAUUAAUAGAUGCACUGGAUACUCUGCUGAUUUUAGGAAACCACACUGAGUUUCAACGCGUGGCGUCCUUGCUGCAAGACACUGUGGAUUUCGACAUUGAUGUUAAUGCCUCUGUGUUUGAAACCAACAUUCGGGUGGUGGGAGGCCUGCUGUCAGCUCACUUGCUGUCGAAACGUGGCGGCAUGGAGGUGGAGCCAGGAUGGCCCUGCUCUGGACCUCUACUCCGCAUGGCAGAGGAAGCUGCACGUAAACUCCUCCCAGCAUUCCAAACUCCCACUGGGAUGCCGUACGGCACAGUGAACCUGCUGAUGGGAGUGAACCCCACAGAGACCCCCGUCACCUGCACCGCUGGGGUUGGUACCUUCAUUCUGGAGUUUGCCACACUGAGUCAGCUGACGGGCGACCCGAUCUUCGAGGAGGUAGCACGCAAAGCACUGCGGUCCCUGUGGAAGACGCGGUCUGACAUUGGACUUGUGGGAAACCACAUAGAUGUCAUCACCUCCAAGUGGGUAGCUCAGGAUGCUGGUAUAGGGGCUGGAGUGGACUCUUACUUUGAGUACCUGGUAAAGGGCGCCAUCAUGCUGCAAGAUGAGGAACUGCUAUCCAUGUUCUUGGAGUAUGACAAGUCCAUUAGGAAUUACACAAAGUUUGAUGACUGGUACCUGUGGGUUCAGAUGCACAAGGGAACUGUUUCCAUGCCUGUAUUUCAGUCCCUGGAGGCCUUCUGGCCAGGGCUGCAGAGCCUGCUUGGUGACCUAGACAAUGCCAUGAGGACCUUCCACAACUAUUACACAGUGUGGCGGCAAUUUGGAGGCCUACCAGAGUUUUACAGCAUUCCUCAGGGAUACACAGUGGACAAGAGAGAGGGCUACCCACUACGGCCAGAGCUGAUAGAGAGCGCCAUGUACCUGUAUCGAGCCACAGGAGAUCCCACUCUGCUUCAGUUGGGCCGUGAUGCUGUGGAAUCCAUUGAGAAGAUCACACGUGUCCACUGUGGAUUCGCCAGUGUAAAGGAUUUGAGAGAUCACAAGCUGGACAAUCGGAUGGAAUCCUUCUUCCUGGCUGAGACAGUCAAGUACCUCUACCUCCUUUUCGACCCGGACAACUUCCUGCACAACAGCGGCUCCGAGUUUGAGACGGGCAGUGGCCCCCAGGCAGACUGCAUCCUGGGAGCAGGUGGCUACAUCUUCAACACGGAGGCCCACCCCCUGGACCCUGCUGCUCUCCACUGUUGCAGUCGGGCACAGGAAGAGAGGCGGGAACUGCAGGACAUCCUGCUCAGCCUAUCCGAGCCCUCCGGUAACCCACCUGGCGGCCAGUCACAAGAGACAGGGGAUCCCGCCGGCAGCACAGACUCGCCCACUCUCGGCUCUUCAGAGAGUAUAGCACUCAAGCCUGGAACCAGGAGGAAAGCCCCAGUGCUCUCCUGUCCCAUGCAGCCGUUCAGUGCCAGGCUCGCCGUUCUAGGUCAGGUCUUCACUGACAGCACGUGAUAGUGGAUUUUGAUCUUGUUUUUCUCAAUC